AUGGCCAUAUCUAAAAUCAUCUUUUACGAGGACAGGAACUUCCAGGGUCGGCACUAUGAGUGCAGCAGUGACUGUGCCGACCUGUCCCCUUACUUCAGCUGCUGUAACUCCACCUGUGUUGAGAGUGACUGUGACUGGUGGGUGCUGUAUGAGAAACCCAAUUACAUGGGAUACCAGUAUGUUCUGACCAGGGGAGAAUAUCCUGACCAUCAGCGCUGGAUGGGAUUUAAAAACAACAUCUGGUCAUAUCAGACUUACCCAUACAUACGAGGAUCUUACAGAAUGAGGAUUUACGAGAGGCCUGACUUUGGAGGACAGAUGAUGGAAUUCAUUGAUGACUGUCCUUCUGUCUACGAUCAUUUCCAUUACCAUGACAUCCACUCCUGCCAUGUGGUGGAUGGUUACUGGAUCUUCUAUAAACAUCCAAACUACAGAGGGCAACAGUAUUUCACGAGACCUGGUGAAUACAGAUGA
Messenger RNA from Stegostoma tigrinum, 474 nucleotides. RefSeq names its product gamma-crystallin M2-like. The transcript is spliced from 4 exons. NCBI's taxonomy places the organism in Eukaryota, Metazoa, Chordata, Chondrichthyes, Orectolobiformes, Stegostomatidae. Bases 1 to 474 code for a protein of 157 amino acids. The record is from RefSeq and is a predicted model, not a curated record. Gene Ontology annotation, molecular function: structural constituent of eye lens. Gene Ontology annotation, biological process: lens development in camera-type eye; visual perception.